UAGUUGUAGAUUAUAGAUUCAUCCUGGAGUUCCCAAAACAUAAGCAAUUAGAAGAUAGGGAGAGGAACAAUGGAUGAGAAUGGUACAAAGGGACUUAUGGUGAUGAUAAUGUUGUUAGUGACACUUCUUCUAGUUUGGAAGUAUGGAGAGGAUUCUCAACUUCCCCUUUCUGCUCCCCAUAUGCCCCCUUCUCUCCAUCCCUUGGCAGUACUUCCCUCUCGACUUCUUUCUUUCUCUACAGAUUAUGCUGCAAUUCUUGUCCCUUCAAUUUUGGCCACAGAGUUUGUGGUUGGUGAUGACAAGGGUUGGACCAUUAACUUUGAUUACCAAGCUUGGGCUCAGGGAAAGGAGUUUCACGUCGGUGACACACUUGUUUUUAAGUAUAAAGAGGGAGCCCAUAAUGUUCUUAAAGUCAAUGGCACCGGCUUCCAACAAUGUGCGGCACCGGCGGGAACUGAGGCCCUGAUUAGUGGAAGUGAUGUGAUUCCCUUAGCACUCCUAGGAAGAAAAUGGUACAUUUGUGGUGUUGCUAAGCAUUGUGAGGUUGAAAACCAGAAACUUUUCAUAACAGUGUUGCCACAAACAGUAUCUCCAGCACCUUCUCCCAUUUCAGCAGCUAAUUAAGGGAAGCGUUACACCUAUAUAUUAUGGGUGGAUGAUGGCUAUUUUUGGCAUCCUUAUGAUGCUCAUGGUUGAAAGUUAGAUCAAUAUAUACUAUAGUUAAAUUAUCGUUUAAUGGUUUUGGAGGGUAUUGAAAUCAUAAUUUGCAUUGUAUUGGAUUUGAAAUUAUUGAUUUAUAUAUA
Messenger RNA from Alnus glutinosa, 803 nucleotides. Its product is annotated as blue copper protein 1b-like. The transcript is spliced from 3 exons. Gene Ontology annotation, cellular component: plasma membrane. Gene Ontology annotation, molecular function: electron transfer activity. The coding region runs from base 70 to 624 and encodes 184 amino acids. The record is from RefSeq and is a predicted model, not a curated record. Lineage: Eukaryota; Viridiplantae; Streptophyta; Magnoliopsida; Fagales; Betulaceae.